CUUUUUUUAUUGCUGUAUUUGCCACCAAAGAGUUUAUGGACGUCCAACCAGGUACUGCUGGUGAUGGGAAGCUACCAACAAUUGAGGUUUCCUCUUGGCCAGUAGAGUCUAAAAGUUCAAGCCUUGUAGAUGCAGUACUUUGUUAUGUUGUAAAUUCUGACAGUCAUAUCAAUAACAAACCCUUUGUGCUGCUUAAUGUACUCAACUUUUUAAAGGCAUUGUGGCAAAGGGCGGCUCAAUAUAUCAAUAUAUUGGCUAGGUUGAAAAGCUCUGAGAAGUUCUGGAAGCAAUUGUCAAAAUGCAUUUCACUAACUUCUCUGGAUUCUUUGCCUGAUAGCCUGACUGAGAUGGAAGCUCUAAAUCUGGCAUACAAAUAACAGUGUCAAUCUUCCAUAAUGGAAAUA
Molecule: messenger RNA, 404 nt
Organism: Humulus lupulus (European hop)
Lineage: Eukaryota; Viridiplantae; Streptophyta; Magnoliopsida; Rosales; Cannabaceae
Exons: 2
Coding region: 36-377 (113 amino acids)
Biological process (GO): RNA export from nucleus; protein import into nucleus
Cellular component (GO): nuclear pore inner ring
Molecular function (GO): structural constituent of nuclear pore
Source: RefSeq, a predicted model, not a curated record